This is a messenger RNA of Osmia bicornis bicornis, 2119 nucleotides long. RefSeq names its product neutral and basic amino acid transport protein rBAT-like (gene CD98hc). Lineage: Eukaryota; Metazoa; Arthropoda; Insecta; Hymenoptera; Megachilidae. The transcript has 10 exons. Gene Ontology annotation, biological process: carbohydrate metabolic process; amino acid transport. The record is from RefSeq and is a predicted model, not a curated record. Bases 170 to 2020 code for a protein of 616 amino acids.
AGAACCCAUUUGUCCAGUCAUUCUUGGAGCUGGAACGUUAAGGGAACGUUAUAGAGGAAUCGUUAAAACUUAGUCGGGGAAAAAAAAAGAAUAUCCGUGCGACAGAUUCUGCUCAUCCCUCAUACGUAUAAUCGCUUGAGUACGUCCUUGAAAUUGGUCGGUGAUCGUAAUGGAGAGUGGGAGGUUGAAUUUAGAUAACGUCGAGGCGAACGGGAAUAGUAAGGAAACGGCAGUUGUUGCCACGUACAAGGCGCUACCAGACGACGACUGUAAUAGACAAGAUAAAGAAGAAAACGUCGCCAUGGGAAAGCCGAAUAAUGAGACUGAUAUCGACGAUGAAGUUCAUGAGAAAAUUCUCAAAGAUGAGAAUAAAGUCUCUCCCACGAAAGAUGCAACCGAGGUAAAAUUUAUUUCUGAAAAUGGAGAUGCUAAGAUUGAUAUUGAAACUGUUAAACAAGCUCUGUCUGGAAUGGGCAAGGAGGAACUGAUGAAAUUUGCUAAUGAUCCAUUCUGGAUUCGAUUAAGAUGGUUUUUGUUCAUUGCUUUUUGGUUACUUUGGGCUGCCAUGUUAGGUGGUGCUGUAGCUAUUGUAAUAAUGGCACCAAAAUGUUCAGCACCAAAACCAAAAGAAUGGUGGGAGAGAAGUCCAAUCGUACAAUUAGAUCCUGUCGAGACAAGUAGCCAUGAUUUGAAAGGCGUUGAAUCCUUGUUAGACAGUUUAAAAGAACAAAAUAUAGAAGCAAUUUCUCUUGCAUCUAUAGUUAAGGAAAGCCCAACAGGAGGAGUGGAAGAUUUUAAGGAUAUCAAGCCAGAACUGGGAACUAUAAGCGAUUUAGAGACUCUUGUAAAGAGUGCUAAAGAGAGAGAUCAACGCAUCAUUUUAGAAUUAGAUCCAACUCAUACAUCUACCGAACAUCCAUGGUUCAAGCGUUCUGUAGAAAAGGAAGAUCCAUUUACAUCUUACUAUAUUUGGGCUGAUGGAAAAACAGCUUCUGAUGGUAGACGUAAUCCACCUAAUAAUUGGUUAAGUAUAUUUGGAGGAUCAGCAUGGGAAUGGAAUGAACAAAGGGAACAAUAUUAUCUUCAUCAGUUUAAUAAAACCCAACCUGAAUUGAAUUACAAUAAUCCAGCAGUGGUGGGAGAAUUUUCAGAUAUUUUGAGUCAUUGGUUAAAAUUGGGAAUCAGUGGUUUCCGUUUAGCUAACACUCAAUAUUUAACCGAAGAUCCGGAUCUUCGUGAUGAAUUUAGAAGUACCGUUCCCAUGGAAGCAGAUAAUUAUGAUUCACUAGUACAUGCUUAUACUAGAGAUCGCCCCGAAAACGGUGUUGUAUUAUCGAAGUGGCAAGAAAGAGUAUAUAAUGAAACAGGAAGCACAGGGUUGUUCACCCUUCAAGACGAUAUCGGAACUGAUAUCUUGCAAGUUUACAAUGAGAAAAAAAGACUUAUCGAUAUUCCCCAAAAUUCUCAGUUCCUUGCUAAUGCAGAUAGCAAUACAAAUGCCACAACCUUGCACAAAGGUAUUUCACAUUGGCUAAACUUCACAUCUUGGCCAGCUUGGAAUAUCAAUUCUAAGAAACAAAGCUUGAGACAAAGAAUGCCUGCAGAUAUUGCAGACAGUCUAACACUCAUGACUUUGCUUUUACCGGGAACUCCCAUACUAAAAUUAAACGAUACGUUGUCUGCAAAGGAUGCCUUUGCAACCUUAACGAAAGCACGUCAAAGUUCAACAUUCCUUCAUGGAGAGACGAUGCUUAGAAUUGUUAAUGGAAGCGUAUUUGUAUACACAAGGAGCUGGUUAAAGAGCGGCAAUCCUGGCUACUUAGUAGCAUACCAAACUGCAGAAGAGCCUACCGUGAUGGAUCUGUCUAAUAUACCACAAAUCUCAGAUGAGAUUAGUGUGGUUGCACAUAGUCCCAACUAUGUACAGGAUGGCGAUACAAUAAGAACAAAAUUGUACUCUAACAGGGUUCCUAUAUCGGCCAAGAGUACGGUUGUUUUAACUUUCGUUCCAAAAAGUUAAUUGCCAAAUUAAAAGGUGUCAACAAUAAUAACAAUAAUCUCUACUUAUAAUCCUUAAAUAAUGGCAUUUAUUAUAUGUAUAUUGCUUUUGUGAACUAUA